UCAUCGGAUCGAGGUGUCGAAGUCCAUUCAUAGUUUGUGCGCAACAACGUUUGACGAGCGCGGACUCUUUGGACCCCGAACGAACGAUUUAUCAGCGUCGGCGCCGAGGCGGAGGACGAGGAGGCGGCGGCGGCGGCGGAGGGCGAGAUGGCGCAGCGGGUGCUGCGGGUGUCGGCGGCGGGGGGAGGAGGGGGAGCGGGGGAGUUCGCGCGGGUGCAGGACGCGGUGGACGCGGUGCCGCUGGGGAACCGCGUGCGCACGGUGAUCGCCAUCGCGCCGGGGGUUUACCGCGAGCCCGUCUACGUGCCCAAGACCAAGAACCUCAUCACCUUCGCCGCCGCGCGCCCCGAGACCACCGUCAUCUCCUGGGACAACACCGCCGGGCGCAUCAACCACCACCAGUCUUCUCGCGUAAUUGGAACGGGGACCUUCGGAUGCGGAACCGUCAUUGUGGAGGGAGAGGAUUUCAUUGCGGAGAAUAUCACCUUCGAGAAUUCUGCUCCUCAGGGCUCGGGUCAGGCCGUGGCAAUCAGAGUGACUGCCGAUCGUUGUGCCUUCUAUAAUUGCAGGUUCCUCGGGUGGCAAGAUACUUUGUAUUUACAUUAUGGGAAACAAUAUCUACGUGACUGCUACAUCGAAGGGAGCGUGGACUUCAUAUUCGGGAAUUCGACAGCCUUUUUAGAACAUUGUCACAUCUAUUGCAAAUCCCCAGGAUUUAUAACUGCUCAAAGCCGGAAAACACCUCAGGAAUCGACUGGUUAUGUGUUCUUGAGAUGUGUUAUUACCGGUAACGGUAGCACUUCAUACAUGUAUCUCGGGCGGCCGUGGGGACCUUUUGGAAGGGUGGUUUUUGCAUACACAUGGAUGGAUGCGUGCAUUAGACCGGUUGGGUGGAAUAACUGGGACAAAUGCGAGAAUGAGCGAAGUGCUUGCUUUUACGAGUACAGAUGCUCGGGGCCAGGUUAUCGCCCUGCGAACCGAGUCACAUGGGCUCGAGAGCUUCUCGACGAGGAGGCCGAGCAAUUUCUCGCCCACUCUUUUAUCGACCCGGAUCCUGACAGGCCGUGGCUUGCACAGAGGAUGGCGAUCAAAAUACCACACUCUGCCUAACGCAAUUUAAAUAUUGCAUUUUCCAGCGGCGUAUAUGUAUGUGUUUAGCUAGUAAUUCAGGGAGGUAACAAAUGAAUAAAUGCUAGUUUUGUGAGGAGCUUCAUUUGUACAAAUGUUCUGGACCUUGAUCUCAUAGGCAUAAUUUGAGUGGUGAGUUUAGUUUAUUAUCGUUUAGAGCCUUUCUCAAAUAGUUGCACCAUGGAAUUGUUUGUAAUAAUAUUUUCUUGCGUUUUCUUCCACUUCCUAAUUUA
Molecule: messenger RNA, 1361 nt
Organism: Ananas comosus (pineapple)
Lineage: Eukaryota; Viridiplantae; Streptophyta; Magnoliopsida; Poales; Bromeliaceae
Product: pectinesterase 31
Exons: 6
Coding region: 148-1110 (320 amino acids)
Biological process (GO): cell wall modification
Molecular function (GO): pectinesterase activity
Source: RefSeq, a predicted model, not a curated record